AAAAUAUGGAAAUAUAAAGGAUUUACAGAUUCUGAGAGGCUCUCAGCAAACGAGCAAAGCUGGUUGUGCCUUUCUAAAAUAUGAAACAAAAGAGCAAGCUGUGGCUGCUAUAGAAGCUCUAAAUGGAACACACAAAAUAGAGGGUUCAAGUGUUCCCUUGGUUGUCAAAUGGGCUGACACUGAAAAGGAAAGGCAGGCUCGAAAAGCACAAAAAGCUCAAUUCCAGUCUUCUAACAUGUUGAAUGCAAAUGCUAUGCAGCAGAAUUCAGUGUUUGGAGGUUUACAGAUGGGUUAUGUGCCGCAGUACAAUGGAUUUGGCUACCAGCCACAAGGAACCUACGGGCUUAUGCAAUACCCUCCUCUAUCUCCUGUGCAAAAUCAAGCUGCCUUCCAGAAUAUGGUUCAGCCUGUUAAUCAAGGAAGCUCGAUCCAUGGAGCUAAUUCUGAAGUUUCGCCUAAUCCAGUUCCUAGAUCAUUUAAUUCCGCGCAGUUGGGAAGCCCCUAUUCGCCUUUGCCUGGUUUGCAGUAUCCUGGAGUGUAUCCUGGUGGUCCUAUUAAUCAUCGCCCCUUUUCAAGUUCUCACAGUUCAACCAAAGUUCAAAACUCAAGUGCUAAUUCGCCGUCUUCGAGUCCCAGCAGCAAUCCUGGCCCCCAGAUAGAGGGUCCUCCUGGAGCCAAUUUGUUCAUAUACCACAUCCCGCAAGAAUUCGGUGACCAUGAUCUUGCCAGUGCAUUCCAUAGUUUCGGUAGGGUACUGAGCGCCAAAGUUUUCGUAGACAAGGCAACUGGUGUUAGUAAAUGCUUUGGUAACCGAUUCUUCCCAGUUUCAAUUCCAGUGACAGGACAUCAUUACCUUACAGACAUUGUUUGCUAACUUAUUUUCCUGUAUAGGUUUCGUAAGCUACGACUCUCCAGCCUCUGCACAGGCAGCCAUCAGUGUGAUGAAUGGAUACCAAUUAGGCGGCAAAAAGUUGAAAGUACAGCUCAAGAGAGACAACAGCAAGCACAGUAAACCUUUCUGACAAAGCGACCUCGUUGUGUGCUCUCACCACGUUCAGGAAAAAGUCGGUACAUAUGUGUCACAAUUGAUCAUUACAUUGUUUCCUCCGGCCUCUCACCAUUGCGUUGCCGCCGGUGGUGGCUCUUGUUGUAUCUUUGUUCAAUUCACAUUCUUGAAAACUGUCGCAUUGUGUAUUUUUCGUCGCAGCGUAGCUGUAGCGUUUGUACCAUCAUCAGAUCUUGUACAUCAGACAUUGAUUUAUUCAAUUGUUUUUUAAAAAAAAAUUCAC
This is a messenger RNA of Zea mays, 1289 nucleotides long. RefSeq lists its product as uncharacterized. The transcript is spliced from 5 exons. The record is from RefSeq and is marked provisional. Lineage: Eukaryota; Viridiplantae; Streptophyta; Magnoliopsida; Poales; Poaceae. The coding region runs from base 236 to 874 and encodes 212 amino acids. Gene Ontology annotation, molecular function: RNA binding.